AUGGUUCAAUCCGCUGUUCUGGGUUUCCCCCGUAUGGGAAGACUCCGUGACCUCAAGAAGGCCACCGAGGCUUACUGGGGUGACAAGAUCUCCCGCGAUGAGCUUUUGGCUGAGGGAAAGAGACUCCGUCAGGAGCACUGGAAGAUCCAGAAGAAUGCUGGUGUCGAUGUGAUCCCCAGCAACGACUUCGCUUUCUACGACCAGGUCCUCGACCACAUCCAGCUGUUCGGUGUUAUCCCCGAGAGAUACAGCAAGUACAACCUCCACCCCGUUGACGAGUACUUCGCCAUGGGUCGUGGUCUCCAGAAGCCCGCCAAGGAUGGCCAGGACGCCAUUGAUGUUCCUAGCUUGGAAAUGGUCAAGUGGUUUGACUCCAACUACCACUACGUCAAGCCCACCCUCCAGGACACCCAGGAAUACAAGCUCGCUGAGAACCCCAAGCCUGUUGUUGAGUUCCUCGAGGCCAAGGAGGCUGGCAUCAUCACCCGUCCCGUUAUCCUGGGACCUGUCUCUUUCCUGACCCUCGCCAAGGCCGACCGUGGUCAGACCGUUGACCCCAUCUCCCACCUCGAGAAGCUCCUCCCCUUGUACGUCGAGCUCUUUGCCAAGCUCAAGGAGGCUGGUGCCGAGGAUGUCCAGAUUGACGAGCCUGUCCUCGUCUUCGACCUUGCUCCCAAGUCCAAGGCUGCCUUCAAGCCCGCUUACGAGAAGCUCGGUGCUCUCGGUGACAAGGCUCCCCGUGUGACCUUGGCCACCUACUUCGGUGACAUUGUCCACAACAUCGAUGUCCUCUCUUCUCUCCAGAGCCUCCACGCCAUCCACGUUGACCUUGUCCGCAACCCUGAGCAGUUUGACACCGUCGUCGCCGCUCUCGGCCCCAACCAGACCCUCUCUGCUGGUGUCGUUGACGGCCGUAACAUCUGGAAGACCAACUUCAAGGCUGCCAUCGAGAAGGUCGAGCUGGCUAUCCAGAAGCUUGGCAAGGACCGUGUCGUCGUUGCCACUUCCAGCUCUCUUCUCCACGUCCCUCACACUCUGGCUAGCGAGAAGACUCUCGACCCUGAGGUCCGUGAGUGGUUCAGCUUUGCUGUUGAGAAGACCAGCGAAGUUGUCGUGAUCGCCAAGGCUGUCACUGAGGGCCCCGCUGCCGUUCGCGAGGAGCUCGAGGCCAACGCCAAGUCCGUCCAGUCUCGUGCCUCGUCUACCCGCACCAACGACCCCAAGGUCAAGGAGAGACAGGCUGCUGUCACUGAGGAGCAGCACAACCGCAAGUCUCCCUUCCCUACCCGUCACGCUGAGCAGGGCAAGUCUAUCAACCUGCCUCUCUUCCCCACCACCACCAUCGGUUCUUUCCCCCAGACGAAGGAGAUCCGUAUCCAGCGUAACAAGUUCACCAAGGGUGAGAUUACCCCCGAGCAGUACGAGGCCUUCAUCGAGAAGGAGAUCCAGGAGGUCAUCAAGAUCCAGGAAGAGCUCGACUUGGACGUCUUCGUCCACGGUGAGCCCGAGCGUAACGACAUGGUCCAGUACUUCGGUGAGCGUCUCACUGGUUAUGUCUUCACUACCCACGCCUGGGUUCAGUCCUACGGAUCUCGUUGCGUGCGUCCCCCAAUCAUUGUCGGUGACGUCUCUCGUCCUGCCCCCAUGACCGUCAAGGAGUCCAAGUACGCUGCUUCGAUCUCCAAGAAGCCCAUGAAGGGUAUGCUUACUGGUCCGAUCACCUGCUUGCGGUGGUCUUUCCCUCGUGAUGACGUCCACCAGUCCGUCCAGGCUCAGCAGUUGGCUCUCGCUCUCCGUGACGAGGUCGUUGACCUUGAGGCUGCUGGUAUCCAGGUUAUCCAGGUCGACGAGCCCGCUCUCCGUGAGGGUCUCCCUCUCCGUUCCGGCAAGGAGCGUGAGGACUACCUUACGUGGGCCGUCAAGGCUUUCCGUCUGGCCACUGCUGGUGUCUCUGACGGCACUCAGAUCCACUCUCACUUCUGUUACUCCGAGUUCCAGGACUUCUUCCACGCCAUCGCCGCCCUUGACGCCGAUGUCCUGUCCAUUGAGAACAGCAAGUCUGACGCCAAGCUUCUCAAGGUCUUCAUCGACGAGGCUUACCCCCGUCACAUUGGACCUGGUGUUUACGACAUUCACUCGCCUCGUGUCCCCAGCGAGCAGGAGAUCAAGGACCGCAUCGAGGAGAUGCUCUCGUAUCUCCGUGUUGACCAGCUCUGGGUCAACCCUGACUGUGGUCUGAAGACCCGUCAGUGGGCCGAGACCAAGGCUGCCCUGACCAACAUGGUCAACGCCGCCAAGGCCUACCGCCAGAAGCACGCCAACUAA
Aspergillus chevalieri is the source of this 2325-nucleotide messenger RNA. It is a transcript of the gene MET6, whose product is annotated as 5-methyltetrahydropteroyltriglutamate--homocysteine S-methyltransferase. The record is from RefSeq and is a predicted model, not a curated record. The transcript has 3 exons. Lineage: Eukaryota; Fungi; Ascomycota; Eurotiomycetes; Eurotiales; Aspergillaceae. Gene Ontology annotation, molecular function: 5-methyltetrahydropteroyltriglutamate-homocysteine S-methyltransferase activity; zinc ion binding. Bases 1 to 2325 code for a protein of 774 amino acids.